GACUAUGUCCAGGCUCUAACAGGGUUGUGUUAUGGAUGGAGUGGAGGGGCUGAUCUACCUGGUGCUGUUCUCCUUCGUCACAGCUCUCAUGUUCUCCUCCAUCGUCUGCAGUGUGCCACACACCUGGCAGAGCAAGAGGACGGAUGAUGAGGAUGGAGAAGACGAGUCUGCUGCCCAAGGCAAUCGGGGGGCGGGUCCUCAUGAUAACCUGUACCGCGUGCACAUGCCCAGCCUCUACAGCUGUGGUAGCAGCUACGGCAGCGAAGCUAGCAUCCCUGCUACGGCCCACACUGUCAGCAAUGCCCCUGUCACUGAGUACAUGACCCAGAACGCAAACUUUCAGACCCCCAGGUGUGAGAACACGCCUCUGAUUGGCAGGGAAUCCCCUCCACCCUCUUACACCUCGAGUAUGAGGGCCAAGUAUCUGGCCACCAGUGGACCGGACCAGAACCGACGGUCAGUCCCCAAUGACCAGUUGGACCCUGCCAGCCGACCACAUCCCCUCGCCAGACCACAGUCAUCUGUCCACUAGAACCUUCCAGAACCUACCAAAACCUCCUAGAACCUAUUAUAACCUACCAGAAUAUUCUAGACAGAACUCAUCAACCACAAAAGAACGGGAACCAACCAGAACCAAUUUUUCAUUCCACUAAAGAACCACCCAACCCACUAGAACCACAACUCUUUAGAACCUGUUGACACAGUAGUCCACGUUAUAGACCAGAACCACUAAGGAUCAUAACCACCUCCUCAGCCCAUAGGAACCACUAAAUAAUACUUCUCACAUUCACCUGAACAGACCAUCUAGCCCAGCUCACCAGAACAGAACCUCAACCAAUCAGCCAACCAACACCAACCUACCUACAAGACUCCAGAAGAUCACCAUGAACCUUUGUAGAUCUCCCACCUCCCCCCCACCACCACCUCAACUCCCACAGUCCCACUCAGCUCUACACCAUCUCAAGCUGGAUCCUCCACCUCUUUACCAAGUAUACUGCCCUCUGGUGGUGACUGCCGGUAUGAGCCUGUUUAUUAAGUAUACUGCCCUCUGGUGGUGACUGCCGGUAUGAGCCUGUUUAUUAAGUAUACGGCCCUCUGGUGGUGACUGCCGGUAUGAGCCUGUUUAUUAAGUAUACGGCCCUCUGGUGGUGACUGCCGGUAUGAGCCUGUUUAUUAAGUAUCGGCCCUCUGGUGGUGACUGCCGGUAUGAGCCUGUUUAUUAAGUAUACGGCCCUCUGGUGGUGACUGCCGGUAUGAGCCUGUUUAUUAAGUAUACUGCCCUCUGGUGGUCACUGCCGGUAUGAGCCUGUUUAUUAAGUAUACUGCCCUCUGGUGGUGACUGCCGGUAGAGCCUGUUUAUUAAGUAUACUGCCCUAUGGUGGUCACUGCCAGUAUUAGCCUGUUUAUUAAGUAUACUGCCCUCUGGUGGUCACUGCAGGUGUGAGCCUGUUUAUUAAGUAUACUGCCCUCUGGUGGUCACUGCAGGUAUGAGCCACACACACAAACAUCCUGUAUAGAACUGUAAAUAGUGAAAUAGUAUGAGUUACAUUCUGGAGGAAGACUCAACUGAAACAUGGUGGUAUUUAGAGUGUGUGUUUCCAAGGUCUGAGGCUGUAUCUCAUUCUAGGCCACACACACACAGAGAGGCCUGUACGUGUGUGUACCUCUCUCUACUCUACCUGCCUCUGUAAACAACCCUCCUGCCAUCUAAUCUACCAAGCCACUAGGACACAGAAUCUGACUGCAAAACGGCCCCCUGCACUCUGCAAAACGCUCCAACAUUCCUGUAACAUCUGGUAUUUUAAACUUCACUGCAAAGGGCUGUUGUGCAGACGGACCAUGUGGCCUGAAGCUGAAUCAGAAAGCCAUGUUGUGGAGUAACCACUCUCUGUAGAUAGAUUUAGCCACCACUGUACAGCAGUGACAUGUUAGCAUUUAGCCUGUGUUAAGAGCCACGUUAACUAACUACAUGUAUGACUACAACUUGAAAUCGUGACCUCUCUCUAGAGUGUGUUCAUGUGUUCUGUGUGUGUUUGCGUGCGUCUAACGCACAUGUAAAUAUGAGUCCAGGACCGAACGGAACAUGGUGUAAUUCCAAACAUUCUGAAAUCAGAUUCCGAUUCCAGAUUCCCAGAGAAAGAGUUUGCGUUCCCAAAAAGACGAAGGGAUAUGGGAGAGCUCACCUGUGGGCUCAUAACUCUGUAUAAAUGAGGGAUGUGACCUCUCCUAAACUGAAGGACCUGGGGGAGCUCAUCUGUGGGUUAACAACUCUGUAUAAUGAGGGAUGUGACCUCUCCUAAACUGAAGGACAUGGGAGAGCUCACCUGUGGGCUCAUAACUCUGUAUAAUGAGGGAUGUGACCUCUCCUAAACUGAAGGACCUGGGGGAGCUCACCUGUGGGUUAACAACUCUGUAUAAUGAGGGAUGUGACCUCUCCUAAACUGAAGGACCUGGGGGAGCUCAUCUGUGGGUUAACAACUCUGUAUAAUGAGGGAUGUGACCUCUCCUAAACUGAAGGACAUGGGAGAGCUCACCUGUGGGUUAACAACUCUGUAUAAUGAGGGAUGUGACCUCUCCUAAACUGAAGGACAUGGGAGAGCUCACCUGUGGGUUAACAACUCUGUAUAAUGAGGGAUGUGACCUCUCCUAAACUGAAGGACAUGGGAGAGCUCACCUGUGCCAAAAUAACUGAAUAAUGAGGGAUGUGACCUCUCCUAAACUGAAGGACAUGGGAGAGCUCACCUGUGGGUUAAUAACUGAAUAAUGAGGGAUGUGACCUCUCCUAAACUGAAGGACAUGGGAGAGCUCACCUGUGCCAAAAUAACUGAAUAAUGAGGGAUGUGACCUCUCCUAAACUGAAGGACAUGGGAGAGCUCACCUGUGGGUUAAUAACUGAAUAAUGAGGGAUGUGACCUCUCUUUAUCCCAUCAUUCCUUUUUUUAGUUCCUUAAUUCUCAGAAAGGGAAAAUAAAUGCUGGAUAAUGUUGGAUCAUACGGUGAAAGACAGAGAAAGACUCUUAAAAUAAAAUGUGUUUUUAAUUUAGUUUUAAAAAAUGUAACUUGAUAAUGAAGAAUUGGGGUGCUGUGACCAACUUUCUCUUUAAAUAAAUAAAUGUUUACUUCCAUUUUUAUUAUUUCGUCAAACAGGGAUCUUCUUUAACGACCUGACUAAAGGUCACGAUGAGGUUAGAGGUCACAACCUUUCUCAAAACAGGACGUUUUUUUUCUUCUUUUUCUCGGAAGCACAAACGAUCUUUGCGGUAACUAUGGGAGACGGAAAAGAAGAACACCCACACGUCAACGUAACGUGUGUGUGUUGUGGGAACGCUUAGAGCCUCGUGGAACAUGGUGAAGUGAAAGGAAAGGUCUCCUUAACCUAGGUUAGGGGCCAACCAUAGAGUAAGAUACUUUACUAGGUACUCUAUCUAACUCUAUGGGGCUGCCAGUCGUUUAUCUCUAGGGGCCGACCAUAGUUAGACAGAGGACUCUCUAAAGACCCUCGUACCUUACUAGGUACUGUAACUCUAUGGGGCUGCCAGUAGUUUAUCUCUAGGGGCCAACCAUAGUUAGACAGAGGACUCCCUAAAGACCCUCUUACCUUACUAGGUACUCUAACUAACUCUAUGGGGCUGCCAGUAGUUUAUCUCUAGGGGCCGGCCAUAGAGUAAGAUAGAGGACUCUAAAGUUCACUCUUACUUUACUAGGUACUCUAUCUAACUCUAUGGGUCUGCCAGUCGUUCUCUCUCUCGCUACUAUGUGCCGUGAAGUGUAUGAUGAUAAUAGUGUAGCUGUAAUCUCUCUCAUCACUCUUGUGUGUGAUGGCUCGUCCAGUGUAGUCUUGGUAUUGCUCUCUUCUCUCCUGUGUGUGCUGUCUGUCUGUACGUACAGUACAGUGGUCUGUGUGUGCUGUCUGUCUGUACAGUACAGUGGUCUGUGUGUGCUGUCUGUCUGUACAGUACAGUACAGUGGGCUGUGUUGCCAGCAAAUUAAGGGUCAUUAUUAUUAUCCAAUCUUCGUCUAAGAAACACACACACUAACGUUCAUUGCAGACCCACACAUUGCAGACACACACAUUGCAGACCCACACAUUGCAGACACACACAUUGCAGACACACACAUUGCAGACACACACAGUAUUCUUUAUAUCUAGCCAUAGUCCUGUGAACUGUCUCACACACACCCUAGAACUACAGUACCCAUAACACCCUCACUUCUGUAAAUUUGACACUGGUUAGCAUUUGCAUCAUGGGAAAUGUAGUGUAUUAACUAGAGGGAUUUCAAGUUAAUGGGAGAAAGAGUCCAUAGGAAUGAUCGUUCAAACGAUCUUGAUCAACUCGCUCUGGGUAGAAGUUGCCUUUAACCACAUAUCUAGGAUCAAUUUACUCUCCCAUUAUCCUAAUCUUAACCAUUAGGCGGAACACACACACAAAAAAAAAUCUUCGAUCAGUGUCUAGGAAGCAACUUCAUCCUACCCGGACAAGCUCAGUGUGUGUGUGUAUAUAAUUGACUGUGAAUGAAAGACCAGCGAGACAAUCGUAACUGGCGUGAUUCCACUCCUUCUUAAUGUUCUGUUUAUCACGUCACCAUGACAACGCUACCUAUACUACGGCGUUUUGCACGACGGGAGGAGGACCGAAAAAAUAAAUAUAUAUAUAUACUGUUGGAAACUAAAAGAACCAAUGGCCUUUUCUUAAACUUGUAACAAUCUAACAACUCUUCAUAUCACACGUUUUAAUUUGUCUGUCUUCUAAAAAAAAAAGAAUCAUAAAAAACAAACUAUAGCUAGCUCUUUUUGUAGGGUAAUAAUUAUUAUUAUUACGGUAAGAGCACCAUUUGUUUUCUGUUUUUCUUUAUAAUAAUGCCGAAUGACUGUCUUGAAUUGCAUUUUUAUUUUUUAUAAAACCGUACUGUAGACUUGUUACAUUUUUUUGAUGGUUGUUUUUAUGUACCUGGCUACAACAACGGUUUACUAAGACGAUAAUACUGUCUGUUCUCAACUGUGGUGGUGACAUUAUUGAGCCUGGAAUCCAUGUUUUAAAACCAGAAUUAAAACAACUUUGACUCAGAA
Messenger RNA from Oncorhynchus kisutch (coho salmon), 5068 nucleotides. RefSeq names its product protein tweety homolog 3-like. Gene Ontology annotation, cellular component: plasma membrane. NCBI's taxonomy places the organism in Eukaryota, Metazoa, Chordata, Actinopteri, Salmoniformes, Salmonidae. Gene Ontology annotation, molecular function: volume-sensitive chloride channel activity; intracellularly calcium-gated chloride channel activity. The transcript has 4 exons. The coding region runs from base 32 to 532 and encodes 166 amino acids. The record is from RefSeq and is a predicted model, not a curated record.